Molecule: messenger RNA, 3012 nt
Organism: Aspergillus ibericus CBS 121593
Lineage: Eukaryota; Fungi; Ascomycota; Eurotiomycetes; Eurotiales; Aspergillaceae
Product: putative cell morphogenesis protein Sog2
Exons: 3
Coding region: 1-3012 (1003 amino acids)
Molecular function (GO): protein binding
Source: RefSeq, a predicted model, not a curated record
AUGAUCCGCCCGGAGGACGCCAUCAGGAUGCCUCGCUCGUACCGCAGUGACGUGGACGAGGAUGAUGUGAACAGACGAACUCCGGAACACAACAUACUUUCCUCCUCCUCUUCCUCUAACAACGAUGGAGCGACCAAAAGCGAAGAUGAGAUGACACUAGUAAAUGGGUCUGCCGGGGAUGGGCGCAGCAGUAGCCUCGGCAAACAUCAGACGGGUCCCCGUCUUUUGUCACCGGAUGAAACGAUUGAAUUGGCACGUCGUGCCGUGGAGAAUGGGAUCCAAGAGACCAAACGCUCUUUGGCUGGCAGCGAGGCAGUCAGCGAUGUGGUGAAACCCAAGUUGACCAUCGAUUUGGGCCACUCCAACAUUGUCCGCAUACCCGAGGCGGUAGUGGACACCAUCAAGGAUGAAGUGGAAAGGCUUUCUCUAUCGAACAACCAUCUUUUCCAUAUCCCCUACCGAUUUGCCGAAUGCUCCCAUCUUCGUUAUCUCAAUAUUCGGGCAAAUAGUUUUCGAGAAUUCCCCAAAGGGGUAUACAAGUUGCCGCUUCUUGAGAUAUUAGACAUCAGUCGCAAUAAGAUCAGCCACCUUCCGGAAGAAAUCAAGAAACUGUCCUCUCUCCGGGUUUUAUCGGUGAUGCAAAACCGCCUUGACGAUUUGCCUCUAGGGAUCUCCGACAUGAAUAAACUUCAAAUUCUCAAAGUCGCCGGCAACCCCUUGCGGGGCCCCCUGCGACGGCUUCUCGAGACCUCUGAGACAGAAUUUGCCCCCUCGACCAUGACAGACAAUGAGAAAGAAGUCGCGGUCACUGCCGAACUCAAGAGGUUCUUGAAGACCAAACAGCCCGUUACGGCUCUGGAAAGCGAGAGGCACGAGAUCAGGUACGGACUUGACCCUCAUCCAGAUGUCACCAGCUCACACUGGCUUUCCAGCGAGGGCAUGUUGGACACGCCUAAGCCCGUCAAACGCGGAGUGAGCAGUCGGUUUCCUGUCAUCCCAAGCACCGGUGACAUCUCUUCGGAUCCCAAGUCACCGUCACUGUCUCGACCCCCGCCGAUUCCUCUCAAAUCUCACUACCGCAUCGCUUCGGGGCAGCACUCGGUCUUUCACAGCGGCUUUCUCCCACGGCCCGGGGCCCGGCCUAUCGCUGGAGUCAAUGAACGCAACCGGAGCAACAGCGAAGGGAUCAUCCAGGCCUCGCUCGCGGCGCGCAACAAACGGAUGGGGGUCAUUCGGAAGAAUACCGAUUUAGGGACGCUGGACGAGACGCGACCGUACCGGAACAGUCAUCUACGGGGUCUCAGUUACGGCUCGAUUCUGCGCACGAGGCCCAUUGCAGCCGUGUGUAACAGCAACUCCUCCAGUCCCAGUAGCCCGAGGGAACGCAGGCGCUUAAAGGAUGGCUUUGUGAAUCGGAUGUCGAGUCUCCCGGAACAUAAGGGCGAACGAGAAAGAGCAGAGCCGAUCAUUGAGUGUGCCAAGGGGAUUCUGUUCGCCCUUUUCCAGGUCCAAUCGAAUGUGUAUUCCCUGAUCAAUGUGAUCAAACGCGAUGAUGCUCGGCGGAACAGUCUCGAGAUCGUCUUCUACAAUGCCUCUACCCACGUUGAGCGACUGAAUGAGGCCAUUGAAAAUGCGGAGCAUAGUCGCUCCGGUGAUGUGGACGCCGUGCGAACAUCGAAUGAGGCUGUCAAACGGGAAUGUGAAACAUGCAUCAUCGCGUACACCCAUGUGGGAACCCAACUGCGUAACAGCAUCGACAAGAUCGUCACCAACGGCGACCCCCGCUACCUGCGUUCCUUGAUGCUUAUGAUAUUUGGCAGCGUGGUUGAACUGCGCAACGCCUGUGCGAGCUUGCGCGUUCCCCUCCAAGCUCGCAAGCGGCCUUCUGUGGCGAAGCCGCCUAUACCGGAAAUCAAAGAGUCUGCUGGUUCGGACCGAUUCCUGGGGCCCACCGUCACUCCAACACGGGGGAGAGCGCCAUCUUUGUCGACGCGUCGGUACCGAAGCGACACCACAAUCCAGCACCCCCAGAUCACUACGACGGGGCCUUUCCAGGCGGCCCAGAACUACCAAUCUGCCGUCAGCUCGCCUGGGUUUGCUCCAACGCCUUUUAGCUUUGGCGCCCGGAGCCGGUCGAGCAGCCGGUCUAAUCAUAUCAAUACCUCGGUGCCGUCCUCUCUCGCAACUCCUCGUUCAGGCGAGUCCUUCCCCCCAAUGCCCAGCGCCGUUGUCCCUCGGAUCAAUCCUUUGACGGGCCUGGAUGAAAUUGAAGAGGAGCGCAUUUUUGAAAAGAUUUUCUACCAGCUUACCUCCGCCUACACCGCCGCCCUCCAAGCGCUGCCUUUGGCGCGCCGUCAGCUGGUGCGAUGCCAUGAGGUAGCGGAGCAAGAACACGAAACGGAAGGCAUCUUGAUGCUAUGGAACAACCUGAUUCGCCGGUGUCGAGUGUGCUUGGAAGUCUCCGAGGCGCUGGGGCUUCGUCUCUCCAACAUGAAGGUGAAGGAGCCCGGCGGCGGAAUGCGGAACCAGCGGGAGUUCUGGCAACUUUGCAAGGCGUUCAUGCAGUCCUUUGUCGACCUCGUUACCGACAUGCGGGAAGUUCGAGGUAUGCAGCUUCUUCCCGGUGACCUCAUUGUGAUCCUUCGUCCCGUGCAGAGGGCCAGCCGGGAAGCUGGUCGGUUGAUCGAUGCUUCGCCGUGGUCUUAUCUUGCAGAUAUGGCCCCCGGCAACGCACCGGCCAACAUCUACGGGCCACCGUUGCAAUCCCAGCAUUUGCAGCACCAGACGUCCGUGUCGAAUUCGAGCAGCUUUCAUAUCAACUCCAGUGCAUCCCCACAAUCGAUCCAUCUCCCUGCGACACCGCUGAGUGCUGCCCUUGGACCAGCGGCGCAGGCGACGGUGCCAUCUACCCCCGCGAGUGCGUACAGUGACAAAUUCUUCGAAGGCGAUGUAUUUCAGAGAGCUGACUCGUUGCUCUCGAUGCCCAAUCAGGCACCGUUCUUCAGACGGUGA